CCAGAGUUCCACUGUGAACAUGCGCACUGCAAUAAAAUUAAAGAACCUGAAACAUUUGGUGAAAAUUGUUCAUUUGUUUUAUGUUGAAGAUCAAGCCAUGAUAGCCGCGAUCUGCAAAUAGUUGGUUUAAAAUUGACAUGACAACUUCAAAUCCAUCGGGGAGAAAGCCGGCGCUUUGCCGUUUCUUUGUAAAUAAUGGGAACUGUGUUUAUGGCGACGAAUGCCAAUUUCUCCACCAGAACCCAGGCGUAGGAUUUCAAAAACCUUUUUCCAAUGGACCGAUGCAUUCUUCAGAAAACCAGGGUAUGCCAGAUUCUUUAGGGAACAAUGGGGAUCAGUACUUCAAUGCAACAUUUGGAGGAGAAAAUACUGUUCCUGAUUUUAACCCUUUCUCUGUUAGACCCCCCUUGGGACGCCCUGGGAGGAGCAUGCUGGGUCCCUCUGGCCAUGGGCCAAACUUUGGUCCUGGUAAUCCCCCUCGUAUGGACUUGGCCUCUGGGGAGGGAAGACUAGACUGUCCCCCAGGGGGACAGAUGAGGGUAGAUAACUUCCGGUCAGACAGUGCUAGGAUGGAUCAUGGAUUGGCUUCAGAUUUUGCAGCUUUAAACCUACAGAUUCCAAGCAGUACUAAGGGACCAAACCCAAUUGCCAAUGAGUUUAUCCCAAAGUCGUCAUCUUUAAGCCAUAGUGCUAGCUCUCCUAACUUCUCCACUAUCAAUGGAAAUGGAUACGUCCCGCCCCAUACUAAUGGGCCACCACCACCACCACCCAUGAUGAUGUCUGGAGGUCAGGAAAAUCACAGCAUGGCAGCUGGGGUACCACCCAACAAUAUGAUGAUGUCAAACACCCCACCCCCUCAUUUAGUGCCUACAAGUGGGGUGAGUCUGCCCACCACCAGUCCAAGCCAUAGCCCUCACCUGUCUCCUUCCAACUCCCCCCUUAUGAUGCGACGGACUGCCUCCCCUAUAGCACCCCUCAAGCAAACCAACACACCCAAAAAAUCAAACAGUGCCACCAUACAGGAGAACGUAGGUGGCACUACAUAUUUUUAUUCCCCUGAGGACUUUAACCCCCAGCAGGAGGCCAAUCAACUGCCGAAUUUCUCCAUGUUUCCGAGUCUCCCACCACACAUAGCCCACUUAACAGUCAAAAAGAACAUGCCACAGUUCCACAUGCCAGACGAACUCAAAAUGGAUAUCCUGAAUAGACAUGCUUUAACGAUGGCACAAUUGGACACAACCAAAGUUACAGAUAUUCCCUCAGAAGUGGACAACUACUAUAACCUUUUCCCCUUAGAACCCCCACUUGCCAACCCAAUGCAGAAAUCCAACACCUUCGGCUACCCCACCACAUGUUAUAAAGCGGUCAAUCUCAAAGACGGGCUGACUUACUGUUUGCGCCGAGUUCAUGGCUUCAGGUUGUCAAACACCAAAUGUAUGAGCAUUAUUGACAUGUGGAAAAAGAUGUACCACCCAAACAUUGUACAGCUGCGAGAGGUGUUCACUACUAAAGCUUUUGGGGAUAAUUCCAUUGUGUUUGUGUAUGACUUUUUCCCUGGAGCGGAGACUCUGACGUUGAAGCAUUUCAGUGGACCUGGUGGAAUGAAUGGAUACAACAGUUCAUUUAACAUGGAGGGUGGGGGGUCAUCCAGGUCAUACAACUCCGGCAACAAAGGACUAAACGGACCGAGGCAGCACGCAGGGUUACUUCCAGAGAGCAUGAUCUGGGCUUAUGUCGUCCAGCUGAGCUCGGCUCUGAGGGCCAUACAUGCUGCUGGCCUGGCAUUUAGAACCAUGGACCCCAGCAAGAUUCUCAUCUACAGCAAAUCGAGGAUACGGUUAAAUUGUGUUGGUAUUUUGGACGUGUUGACGUUUGACAGUCAGGGAAACCCUUUAGUAGCCAUACAGCACUAUCAGCAAGAAGAUCUGAUGUACCUGGGUAAAGUUGUGCUGGCUUUGGCCUGUAACACUGUUAUGGCUAUAAAGAGAGACAACUUCCAGAACUCAAUGGAGCUAAUCGCCAGGAAUUACUCAGCUGACCUGAAAAAUUUCUUCCUGUACCUAUUGACCAAUCAGAGUCGACCUCGCAGUAUUAAUGACAUCAUGCCCAUGAUUGGGGCUCGAUUCUACACCCAGCUUGACUCGGCUCAGUUGAGAAGUGAUGUCAUCGAGAAUGAAUUAACCAAGGAAGUUGAAAAUGGACGCUUAUUCCGUCUUCUGGCCAAGUUGGGAACUAUUAACGAAAGACCAGAAUAUAACCUGGACAUGCAGUGGUCAGAGACUGGGGACAGAUACAUGCUGAAGUUGUUCAGGGAUUACCUUUUCCACCAAGUGGAUGAGACAGGUGCCCCCUGGAUUGACAUGGCCCACAUUGUCCAGUGUCUGAAUAAGUUGGACUCGGGCUCCCCAGAGAGGAUUUGUCUGACGUCAAGAGAUGAACAGAGUGUGUUAGUGGUGACUUAUGCUGAACUCAAGCAGAACUUUGAGCGUGCAUUCAGUGAACUACUCACAACAACAAGCCAGAGCCAUACCACGUUCACGUAGCCACUGGGAAAUUUAGAUCUGUAUCAAAAUUGUUUUCUUUCUCAUGACCCUGAAGAUCUUACAAAACUUUUCCUCUUUGCAAAAAAAGUGCUGGUCAGUAUUUGAACCAAAGGACACAUGACUUGAUAUUAAUCUGAUCAAAAUUUUUAUAUUUGUGUUUAAAGUUGCAAUAUUGACUGCUCAGAUCUCGCUUACAAUGGCAGAAUGUUAUGUUUGGAGGCUGAUUUAUGGAGUAAUGUGCUCUAAUUCAAGUGCUUGUCAGACCCUAGGCAGCAAUCUCCACUGAAGUAUUCCUCUAGGAAUCAGUGGUGGAAAUGAAUGGAUUCAGAGCAAAUGUUAAUUUAUUUUUUAAUUGCUUAAACAUAAUGAAUAGCAUGUCAAUUAUGCCCCCCUUGGGAGGCAGACAUUCUGGAGAGAAAUUUAUUAUUUUGUGUAUUUACUUGUAUUUAAUGCAUUUUUAUUGUUGAUAGAUAUUACUGUUGAUUUAAUUGUGAUGAGUUUUGGGCAUUGUGGAAACACACGUAUAAAUGGCAGCAGUAUGGCCUGGGAAGUGGACAUUUUAUGGAGAGGGUGUAUCUUGGUUCCAUUUUUCAGAAGAACACCACAUGUAGAUGUGUGGUAUGCGGCUAGCAGUUUUGAUGUGUUUCUGUCUAAAUGAUGCACUGCUCCUGUAGUCUUACAAUGGCUCUGACAGACAGUCUUAAUUUGUAUUAUUUCCAAAGGGACGAAACUCCUACAGACUACGUUGGCCUUAUUAGGUUGACAAUGUUGGUGUGUGUGUCGGAUUAUCUGCUCACAUAAACGACAGCUUUACCUACAUAUCCUGCCCAUGUUAACAUGUGAACUGAUUCAAAUUCUUAGUUUUUGCAUUUGUGCAAUAUUUGUAUUUAAUGCAAAUUUUCGCAUGUCGCAUUGUAUGUCAAAGGGCGCCUUGUGUUCAAAUGUGUUAAAUGUUAAAAUUUCAGGCAAUGAAAUGGAGAAUUUUAUUUAAAUCAUGAAUUUUAAAUUGACUUUAAUAUUAAGAUUACUAUGGAUAAAACAAAAGUGUGAGAAAAAGAGAAAUUUAGAUUUUUUUUAAGGGUCAUUAUGUUUCUCAUUAAGCCCAAAUGUUGUGAUAACAUUUUUAAUGGUAUUAUUAUAUUUUAAAUUGUGCUACUUAGGUUCAAAUGAAUGCCUUGGUUUACAUUUAGACUUUAUUAAAGCCUAGAAGAUUCACACAAUGUACGCAGUUAAAACAUUAGUGUGAUGUUAAACCAGGGUGAUAAAUGGAAGCAUUGUGAAAAUCUCACAUGUUUAUCAAUCACUUAAAUCACUGUUUUACUGUGAAGGGGUGUUAUUUAUUAUGAAAGUGUUUCAAUGUUGCCAGCCAUAUGAUCUCUGUUUGAAAUGAAGAUUCUUUUCAUGUCCGCAAUGAGAAAAUGACAUUGGUCAAUAGAAAAAUCUGGAGGCAAAUUGGUAAGGUUGGUUUUGAUAAAUGUUGGACAUGCAAAAGUUCUCGGAUUUCCCAUUGUAUGUUUGUCUAUCAGCAACAUUGAAAUACUGAUUAAUUUUAACAAAACUUGGCAGCAUGUUUUUUUUUUCUGUUGUUGACCUGUACAGAAUCUGAAGACAAGUGUACAGGUGAAAUAUUUUUAUGAUGACAAAAUGUUAAAAAAUAUCAAAUAAAAAAUAAUAAAAUAUUGAAGAAAUUA
Saccostrea echinata is the source of this 4234-nucleotide messenger RNA. Its product is annotated as PAN2-PAN3 deadenylation complex subunit pan3-like. The transcript is spliced from 18 exons. Gene Ontology annotation, cellular component: P-body; PAN complex. The record is from RefSeq and is a predicted model, not a curated record. Gene Ontology annotation, molecular function: poly(A) binding; protein kinase activity; ATP binding. The coding region runs from base 138 to 2543 and encodes 801 amino acids. Gene Ontology annotation, biological process: protein phosphorylation; mRNA processing; nuclear-transcribed mRNA poly(A) tail shortening. NCBI's taxonomy places the organism in Eukaryota, Metazoa, Mollusca, Bivalvia, Ostreida, Ostreidae.